Molecule: messenger RNA, 2198 nt
Organism: Scatophagus argus
Lineage: Eukaryota; Metazoa; Chordata; Actinopteri; Scatophagidae
Product: neutral cholesterol ester hydrolase 1-like
Exons: 5
Coding region: 157-1305 (382 amino acids)
Cellular component (GO): membrane
Molecular function (GO): carboxylic ester hydrolase activity
Source: RefSeq, a predicted model, not a curated record
CGCCGCGAUGAGGUUCCGCUUGGCCGGAGCCGUGCUGCUGUCGGCGGCCGCCUACUACGUUUACUUGCCGCUACCGAGCGGCGUGAGCGAGCCGUGGAAGCUGAUGCUGCUGGACGCGCUGUUCCGGAGCUUCAUGCAGGCGGUGAGAGCUGAAGGAUGCGCCGACAGGAGGGCAGAAGAGGACAGGUUGAUUUGAGGAAAAACAGAGCUGGCAGGAGUGACGUGGCUCACACCCUGGGCCUGUGCCAUCGGGUCCACGUGUUGAACCAGGUGGUGUCCUGGGUGGAGGUGAUCGAGGCUCACUCCUGCUCCGCCGUGCACGUGACUGACUCCACCCUGGGCGGCGUUCCGACCCGAGUCUUCCAGCCAAAGGGGGGUGGAGAGCGGCUGAAAAGGGGGGUCAUAUAUUUCCACGGCGGAGGAUGGGCCCUUGGCAGUGGACGGAUGCGAUCGUACGACCUUCUUUGUCGGAAAAUGGCUGAAGACCUGGACUCUGUCGUCAUGUCUGUUGAUUACCGACUCGCUCCAGAGGCGGUGUUCCCGGAUCAGUACCAUGAUGCGUUGGCGGCGUCACGGGCUUUCCUGUCCUCUCAGGUCUUAGAGCGCUACGGCAUCGAUCCACAGAGGGUGUGUGUGUCUGGAGACAGCGCCGGGGGAAACCUGGCUGCCGCUGUGGCACAGGAGCUCAGCUCAGAUGAUAGUCUGACAGUAAAGUUCAAGGUCCAGGCGUUGAUCUACCCUGUGCUGCAGGCGCUUGACUUCCACACCCCGUCCUACCAGCAGAACCAGGCCGUGCCCAUCCUCUACAGGCCUGUCAUGGCUCGUUUCUGGCUGCAGUACCUGGGCGCAGAAUCCUCCCUGGAGCCUCUCGUGCUUGCUAACAAUCACAGCUCUCUGGACCAGCCGACCAUCAGCGCCAGCACCCGCUCCAAGCUGGACUGGACCGCUCUGCUCCCGGCUCAACGCAGGAAGCACUUCCGUCCACUCAUCAAAGAAAGGGGCUCGGCAGGAGUGUUGAGCCAGGUACCGGAGUUGAUGGAUGUUAGGGCGGCACCGCUGCUGGCAGAGCAGGCGGUUCUGGGUAGGACGCCUAAAGCAUACGUGAUGACGUGCGAGUUUGACGUCCUGAGGGAUGACGGGUUGAUGUACGUCAGACGCCUGCAGGAUGCCGGCAUCACAGUGACCAGCGAUCACUACGAGGACGGUUUUCAUGGCUGCAUGGUGUUUGCAUUCCUGCCAAUGAUGUCCAGUGUUGGACAGAGGAGCAUGAACAACUACAUCCAAUGGCUAGACCAGAAUCUGUAGGCAAUCAAAGCUUUACGGAUCCAGGAUCUGUGUGGUCCGUUUGUGGCACCAAAGACGUCCUGGAGCAGAAAGUCUGGUACUUCACGGCUCCUUGUCGAAUCUGCAGAGAUGAGGUGGUGACAAGCCUCCUGACAUCCUGAGAAGUGAGGGGAAGCCACAUACAUUCAUAUACAUCUUUAAAAGACCAAGUAUAUCAGUGUGGUGCACCUGAAUGUCACUGGGCCUGCAGAUCUAGAGUCAAAUGUACCACAAAACCUCCUCCGUGAACCCCGAAACCAAAAUGUUUCCACUCAGUUGUAACCAAACAAAGUGAUGCUUUCCUGUUUAUGUCAGAGGCCAUGAAUACAAAGCAACAGUUAUGAGAAUGACAGAAUACUUUAGGUUGUUAUUUUCAAGAGAAACAAAAUCCAGGAGUUUAUUUAAGAGCUGAAGGCAUACGAUCUACAGUCCAUACGAUCACGGCUGCAACAUAAUCAACAGGUAACAUGUUUCAGUACUACACAAGUCUGAAUUUGGAAAUGUCAAUCACAGCUCAACACUGUCAGUUCUCCAUGUAUAUUCUAUUAAUAACUUAAUAAUUAAGAUUAGAAUAAUUAAUUAAAUUCUCUACCCAGUUUCUCUACCCAUAUUUACUGUAAACUGAAGCAGAAAAGGCAACAACUCAAAACCAGCAUGUCUCUUUGAAACUCUUUCUGUAAAAACUGGCAAAAAGAGAAAAUGUGAGCCCUGAUUAUGCUGCCUAACAGGCUCUUAAUCCAACUGGUUUUAAAGGUCAAAGUCACUCUUCCUGUUAUCUUCAGCUUUUAUUCUUUUACGAUGCACUGGGGCACUGAAACACUCUGCUCACACACACAAAACAGGACGGUCAAGGUUACAGUGUGUGUUUGUGUGUG